AUGAAGCAAGAUCUGUUCAGAUACCUUCCAUCAGAAAUCUUCAUUGAUAUCCUACUGAGACUCUCUCUUGAAAAUAUUUCAACUUGCAAAUGUGUCUGCAAACCAUGGCUCAAUCUUAUUGAGAGCGAUACUUUUCUCAAGUUCAAUCUUUCUAAAUUCUCCCCCGCCCUAGCCGUCUCCAUUGUGGGGACAGAUUCAAAUUGGUUCAAUGUUUUCAAAUUGGAAGACGAGCAUGAGCCCAAGCAUAAGCACAAGAAGGAUCCAAUUAUCAAGUUUAAUUUCCCUCAAGCAUCAACAAUACAAGGUUCUGUCAACGGUUUGCUUCUUUUGAAAAAUCCUUUUCGUAGUCAUCUUUAUGUAUGUAACCCGACUACCCGUGAAUUCGUCGAGCUCAGUGGGCGUCUUACUCGUCCUCGGGCAGAUUGUUAUGGAUUUGGAGUGAGUAGAAUAAGCGGACAACAUAAGAUUGUCUAUUUUAACCCUAAGUAUGACGGAUGUCAUGUAUACACUCUUGAAGCGGGAUCUUCGUGGAGAUGCGUUGAAGUCACUUCACCCUCGUUUGAUUGUUGCCACAACUCCAAUGGUGCAUUUGUUAGUGGUAAUCUCCAUUGGUACAUUUUCGCAUCAUGCAAAAAGGACCUUAUCAUAAUGAUGCCUACCUUCAAGGUGUUUAUGAGGGUCGAUAUUACCAUCGCAAACGUCUUCAGCCUAUCAAAAUUUACAGAAAUGGCGACUUGUUGA
Molecule: messenger RNA, 741 nt
Organism: Salvia splendens (bonfire salvia)
Lineage: Eukaryota; Viridiplantae; Streptophyta; Magnoliopsida; Lamiales; Lamiaceae
Product: putative F-box protein At3g16210
Exons: 2
Coding region: 1-741 (246 amino acids)
Molecular function (GO): protein binding
Source: RefSeq, a predicted model, not a curated record